Messenger RNA from Caenorhabditis angaria, 1236 nucleotides. The record is from the annotation of a GenBank genome assembly. NCBI's taxonomy places the organism in Eukaryota, Metazoa, Nematoda, Chromadorea, Rhabditida, Rhabditidae.
AUGAUCGGUAGGUUAUUCUUAUUCCAUAAUACUAAAAAAAUACAUUCGAAAUAUUUCAGCUAAAAGUAUUUUCGAAAUAUUUGCCAUAGUUUUUUUCACUACCGUCGCAUUGCUCACAUGUUGUUCGAGCAAUGAAAAACAACCAUCAGAUAAAACACAGCGAAACAAUAAUAACAAUAAAGCUGGAAAAAAUCGAUCAAAGAAAAAACCGAUGUUGUUGCAAAGAAUGCCACCUGCAGAACAGAAUAAGAAAAUUGAAGAUCCAACGAAAGUCACUGGAGCAACUCAAGUGAAAAAUGAGAAUGAAAAACCGAAAGAGAUGAGUAAAAAAGAAAGUGGAAACAAAGAUGGGAAAAAAGAAGGAGGCGGAGGGAAUGGUGGAGCUGGAGAAGAAGGUGUUAAAACAAAAACACAAACAAUCGAUGUUGAUACAACUCAUCAGAAUUUGGAUGCUUCAAAGUUACCAAAACUCGAUAAAACUAUGGUCGAGAAUAUUCAUACACGUGAGUUUUUUUGAAGUGCCUAUUUUUUUGAAUUUUCGGACUCGAAUCUUUUUGAAACAUUUUGAAGUUCAACAUUUAUUUGGUUCAAAUUUCUAAAAUUUCACACCGUUUCGAAGGAAAAAUCGGACCACUUUUUCAAAAUUUCCUGAUUUUUGCACCAAAAAAUUGACUUUUUUGAAAAAGUGGUCCGAUUCAGAAUUUUUCUCAAAAAAUCGGACCUGGUCCAAUUCCUAUUGAAAAAAUGUCACCCUGGUCCGAUUCAGAAAACCCUCAAAAUCGGGUCCGAUUCAAAAUUUGCCGUAAUUUACUACUCACAAAAAGUAGUGUCUGUGAAUUGUUCAAGUCGUAAAUACACUGUAUUUAUUCGAUCGAUUUAUCAUGAAAAUAACAUUUUAUCUCUUUCUCUUUCCAAAAAUCCAAAUUCAAACUUUUUCCAGCUGCCGUCCACGAUCGUGCUACAAAAAUCGCCAUCGAACGUGCCAUAAUCGAUCCGAAACAUUCACGAUAUGGUGGAAACAUUGACAUGUUAUCAGUCAGAUCGAAAACCAAUAAAAUGGAUGUUUUCGAAAAAGAAUUGGAAAACCAUAAAUCGGAGGCAACUGUUGAAGUUUCGAAAAAGGAUCCAAAUUGUCGUGUAAAAGUUCGCGAAGAUAAAUGUUUGGUUUUCGAAACGAAUGAAGUUCCAACAGAUGACGAAGAAGAAGAACCACAACAACAAGAUCCGCAAGUUUGA